AUGAAGUCUACGAGUAUGAUCUCACGUCAGUUUUAUGCAAUCUCUAAGAGAUUAUUCAGCAGUCGCAAUACGGACACCUUUGGAAUUGUACUAGACAUUGAUGGAGUUCUUCAGCGAGGUAGAGAAGUGCUACCUAGGGUUCAAGAUGCUUUUAAACAUUUAACAGAUCAACAUAAUAAUUUUAUAGUUCCUACAGUCUUUUUAACUAAUGGGACAAACUGUCUCCGAUCGGAGAAGGCAGAAAAGCUUUCAAAUAUCUUAGAACUCCCGAUAAAACCCCAGCAAGUUCUGAUGGCUCAUAGUCCGUUAAGAAUGUUCAGUGAACUCCAUAACAAACAUGUAUUAGUUGUUGGACAACAACAUGCUCGCACCAUUGCAGAAAAUGUUGGGUUUACUAAAGUAACAACUAUUCAAGAACUUCGCACUUUCUUCCCAAAUCUAGAUUGUGUAGAUUUCUCAAGGAAGCGGAUUAGUGCGAACGAUGCUAUUGAACUUCGUAAGAACUUCCAGCCCAUAGAAGCGAUUAUUUUACUUGGUGAACCUGUUUGUUGGGAAUCAGGUUUACAACUUUUGGUUGAUUGUCUCUUGACCAGAGGAGUAAUGGCUGAUUUCCGUCGAGGCUCUCUGCCAGAUCAAUUACCUGUCAUCGCUUGUAAUGUUGAUUGGGUUUGGAUGGCAGAAGGAGUAGCUUUACCGCGAAUAGGACAUGGAGCAUUUUUACAUUGUUUGGAGACCUUUAUACACACCUUAACAGAUCGCUAUUUGCAUUAUCAUGCUGUCUUGGGCAAACCAACAGAAAUCAGUUACCUUCAUGCUGCUCAUGUGAUUCAACGGCAGGCACAUGAAAUGGGUUUGGAUUCAGUUAAGACUUUAUACGUGAUAGGCGAUAACCCUAUGUCUGAUGUCUUAGGAGCAAAACUGUUUGAUCGCUACUUACGACAUGGAGGUAGAGGUCGCUUCGAUCAUCUUGAUCUGGAUUUGUUCGAAGAAUCAGGACCUCCUGAAGUCCGUACUAGACAUGUAGUCGAUAGAUGCAUUUCAGUUCUUGUAGAAACUGGGGUUUAUAAAGAGGGAUGUCGCAUGAAUGGUGUUGCUGUGCAACCUGUAAAUACUUUGAUCGAGCAUCUCUCACCGGGUGAACAAGCAGCUUUACAGCAGCCAGAUUUUGUUGAACAUAAUCUGUAUGCAGCUAUUAGGCAAAUUUUAGCUAGAGAGAGGUACCGUUUACAACCCGAACAUUGCCUUCUGUAG
Molecule: messenger RNA, 1251 nt
Organism: Auanema sp. JU1783
Lineage: Eukaryota; Metazoa; Nematoda; Chromadorea; Rhabditida; Rhabditidae
Source: the annotation of a GenBank genome assembly